CUCCAGGUACACCGCUAGGCCAAGGGGCAGAGGCCAGCAGAGUCAGCCUAGAGCGUUCGAAUGUGGAGUCUCCCCACAUCCCCAUCCCCUCGAGUACCACAUGAAGCCACAAGCCCAAUCUUUCUGCUCAGGAACCAACAGUGGAACCUGGGCUGCCUGCCCAUUGGGCCUUGGGGACCCAAAUGGAAGCUCGCAUUACAGGCUCAUGAAUAACUCAUCACCUUGCUGCCUGCACCUCUGAGAAGCCUAUGUUCCCUAGGCCUGCCCCCCACAACCCUGCCUUGCAUUUCUUUAAACUUUAAUAGGCCCAGGCUCCAAGGCAACUAACUGAGCAGGGUCCACAGAGCUGGGACAAAAGUCUUGAGUGAGAGAACUUAGGCCCAGCUCCCUCAGGCCCUGGGUGGUAGCUGAUAGAGGUGGACCCCAUGGAACAGACCCACUUCCCUAGAACCCUGGCCAAACCCAAGGCAGGAACCCCAAGAGUGACCUCCAGCAUCAGAGCCCUUCGCAGGAGGUGGAGUAAACUGGGGUGCUGAGGUCAAGCUAGGGCUGGAGGCCCCUAGGAGAGUUGUGGGAUAAGGUUGCAGAUACAUCCCAGAGUCAGCAGCCCGGAGACUUGCAGUCCAGAAGUUUCCAUCCUGGAUGUGGCACUCCAGCAAGGAGGCAUUCAUCCAAGAAGACCAAGACUCCCGGAGGCCUGGAAGCAGAGCCCUGGGUAGACCUGCAUGGACAUCCCCAUCAGCACCAGAGAUUUCCACUGCCUGCAGCUGGCCUGUGUGGCCCUCGGCCUGGUGGCUGGCAGCAUCAUCAUCGGUGUCUCCGUGUCCAAGGCUGCUGCUGCUGUGGGUGGUAUCUUUCUUGGUGCCGCUGGGCUUGGACUCCUCAUGUUCGCCUACCCAUUUCUGAAGGCUCGGUUCAACCUGGACCACAUCCUACCAGCACUAGGAAACCUGCGAAUCCAUCCUAACUCUGGACCAGACCACGGGGAGGGAAGGUCUAGCAACAGCAGCAAUAAGGAAGGAGCCCGUAGCAGCCUGUCCACUGUGACCAGAACCCUGGAGAAGCUGAAGCCUGGAGGCCGGGCAACGGAGGAGAGCUAAGGCACUGCCUCCUGUCCCACCCUCCCCUCUCCUGGUACUCCUAUCUCAGGGCCCUCCUUCAAGCUAGAAGAUCCAGAAUUGAUCCGUGGGAAACUAGACCUACCUUCUCUUCCAGUGAGGCUCCUCAUAGCAGAGCCCCUCACUCCUGGCAUCGUUGCAAGACCCUCAGGACCCCACUGGCUUCAGUCCCUCCCCAGGGCUCAUCGCUCUGGACAACAGCUCAACUUUGUUCCCUUGUUGAUCUCUUGUUGGAAUUUGGUCCAGGGUCCUGACUACGGCCAGAGAUGGUUGGUUUAUCCUGGCCAUAGACGCUGACCACAGGAACCACCGAUGGGGCUCCUAGCUGAGACUGUCAUGUCCAUGUCAGGAGCACAGGUGACCACUGGCGAGGUGGCUUUCCAGCGAAGCCCAGUGCUGACACCAUUGCUAUUGUACUUCUCCACUCGGGGCUUUGAAGCACCUGGCUCCAGACAGGCCCCCAGCAUCCGCUAUUCUC
Molecule: messenger RNA, 1596 nt
Organism: Peromyscus leucopus (white-footed mouse)
Lineage: Eukaryota; Metazoa; Chordata; Mammalia; Rodentia; Cricetidae
Gene: Kncn
Product: kinocilin
Exons: 4
Coding region: 726-1100 (124 amino acids)
Cellular component (GO): neuronal cell body; apical plasma membrane; cuticular plate
Source: RefSeq, a predicted model, not a curated record